UUCCUCUUUUCCUUUUUCCCUCUCUCAUUCUCAUCCUCAUCCUCAUCCUCUUAUUUCUUCUAUCCUAAUUCCAACCAUACAUCAUGGCUGCCCCCGCUCAGAAGUUCAAGGUCGCUGACAUCUCCCUGGCCGCCUUCGGUCGCCGGGAGAUCGAGCUCUCCGAGGUUGAGAUGCCCGGUCUCAUGGCCAUCCGUGAGAAGUACGGUGCUGACCAGCCCCUCGCCGGUGCCCGCAUUGCUGGUUGUCUUCACAUGACUAUCCAGACUGCCGUCCUGAUCGAGACUCUCGUCCACCUCGGUGCUGAGGUCACCUGGACCUCCUGCAACAUCUUCUCCACCCAGGACCACGCCGCCGCCGCCAUCGCCGCCGCCGGUGUUCCCGUCUUCGCCUGGAAGGGUGAGACCGAGGAGGAGUACCAGUGGUGCCUUGAGCAGCAGCUCUUCGCCUUCAAGGAUGGCAAGAAGCUCAACCUCAUCCUCGAUGACGGUGGUGACCUCACCUCCCUCGUUCACUCCAAGCACCCCGAGAUGCUCGACGACUGCUUCGGUGUCUCUGAGGAGACCACCACCGGUGUCCACCACCUGUACCGCAUGCUGAAGGACGGCAAGCUCAAGGUCCCCGCCAUCAACGUCAACGACUGCGUUACCAAGUCCAAGUUUGACAACCUGUACGGCUGCCGUGAGUCCCUCAUUGACGGUAUCAAGCGUGCCACCGAUGUCAUGAUCGCCGGUAAGAUCGGUGUCGUCGCCGGUUACGGUGAUGUCGGCAAGGGCUGUGCCCAAGCUCUGCACUCCAUGGGUGCUCGCGUUAUCGUCACUGAGGUUGACCCCAUCAACGCCCUCCAGGCCGCCGUCCAGGGCUACGAGGUCGCUACCAUGGAGGAGGCCGCCAAGGUCGGUCAGAUCUUCGUCACCACCACUGGCUGCCGUGACAUCCUUGUCGGCCGUCACUUCGAGGCCAUGCGCAACGACGCCAUUGUCUGCAACAUUGGUCACUUCGACAUUGAGAUCGACGUUGCCUGGCUCAAGGCCAACGCUCAGUCCGUCCAGAACAUCAAGCCCCAGGUGGACCGCUACCUCCUGAACGGCAAGCACAUCAUCCUGCUCGCCGAGGGCCGUCUGGUCAACCUGGGCUGUGCUACCGGUCACUCCUCCUUCGUUAUGUCCUGCUCCUUCUCCAACCAGGUCCUUGCUCAGAUCGCUCUGUUCAAGGCCGAGGAUGCCGCUUUCGGCGCCAAGUACAUCGAGUUCGGCAAGGGCGGCAAGAAGGACGUCGGUGUCUACGUUCUCCCCAAGGCUCUUGACGAGCAGGUUGCCCUGUGUCACUUGGACCACGUCAACGCCAAGCUCACCAAGCUGACCCCCGUCCAGGCCGAGUACCUCGGCCUCGAUGUCAACGGUCCCUUCAAGAGCGAGAUCUACCGCUACUAAGCGCACUCUACCUUCCCCUUUUUUCCUCCAAUUGCGUCCGCUAUUUCUAUGAUUCUUUCUUGAGAUAUAGACUUUCAACAUGAUUCGACGAUGUUACGAUUGGCAUUUAUCGGGUUCUUCAUCAACAUUGAACUCAAAAGUGGUUGUCUUCAACGGCAUAAAAGUGUGGCUCCCUCGGUGGUGAGGGAGAUGAAGUGUGCUUGUUUUCUGUUUACUGGCGUGGGUUGACCUGGGAUGGUCUUGCAUUCAACACUGCGUACGGAUGGGAUCCUUUUCUUUUCUUGAUACCUUAGUCCUGUGCUGGUCUACUUGGCUGCACAGUUGAAAUAAUGAAAGUAGAGUACAACUCGCUUCUGAAUC
Penicillium cinerascens is the source of this 1790-nucleotide messenger RNA. RefSeq names its product adenosylhomocysteinase. Lineage: Eukaryota; Fungi; Ascomycota; Eurotiomycetes; Eurotiales; Aspergillaceae. The record is from RefSeq and is a predicted model, not a curated record. Gene Ontology annotation, molecular function: adenosylhomocysteinase activity. Gene Ontology annotation, cellular component: cytosol. Bases 84 to 1430 code for a protein of 448 amino acids. Gene Ontology annotation, biological process: L-methionine cycle. The transcript is spliced from 4 exons.